This is a messenger RNA of Chaetomium globosum CBS 148.51, 1335 nucleotides long. RefSeq lists its product as uncharacterized. The transcript is spliced from 2 exons. Bases 1 to 1335 code for a protein of 444 amino acids. Gene Ontology annotation, cellular component: COG complex. Gene Ontology annotation, biological process: intra-Golgi vesicle-mediated transport. Lineage: Eukaryota; Fungi; Ascomycota; Sordariomycetes; Sordariales; Chaetomiaceae. The record is from RefSeq and is a predicted model, not a curated record.
AUGAGCAGCGCUCCCAUAACCCCCACCGGCCCCGCGGCCAACAACCCCGACGAGCCCUCCUACAUCGACUACGAAGCCUUCCUCGACCCCUCCUUCACACCGUCCUCCUUCGCCAACACCCUCGUCCUCGCCACCAACAACGCAGCCGACACCCCGCUCGAUCUCUCCACUCCCCUCUCGCGAGUCCUCUUCGACAUCCAAGAAAUCGACUCCCACAUCGACCAGCUCACCACGCGCUCCGCCCUGCCCCUGCUCACGCACACCUCCACCCACGCCCACGCCAGCGCGCACAUCCUCAGCACCCUCACCUCGCAAAUCGCCGCCCUCAACGCCAGCCACGCCCAGCUGACCCGCGAGGUCACCCAGAAACACGCCGAGGCCGACCAGGUGCGCGCCGUCGCCGCCCGCCUCUGGGACGCCCUGCGCCUCGCCCGCGCCGUCGCCCGCGCCCUGCACCUCGGCCGCCAGCUCGAGGCCCAGCAUGCGGAGCUGACGGGGUUGGCGGCCACCGCGGGAGCGGGGGUGGCGACGGGGUAUGGGUUGGAGAGGGUGGCAGUGGUGAAGGGGUUGAGGGAGGGGGUGGUGGCGCCCGUGGAGAGGGCCGUCAAGGAGACGGCGGAGAGGGUGGUGAGGGAGUUCUCAAUGGGGAGUGCUACCGGUGGGGCGGCGACAUACGCGCAGUCGGAGGAGGUGAGGACGAAGACGGUGGCCGCGCUGACGGCGCUGUAUUUGUUGACCCCGCCGCCGCCGGAGGGGUUAGGGAAGGGGGCCGGUGAACGGUGGGUGCCGACGCUGAUGCUGCAGGCGCUAGAGGUUUAUUUGAGGUCCGCGCUGCAGAGCAGCAUCGCGGGCUUGUCGCGGGCGCUGGCGACGCUGCCGAGCCUGGAUAGGACACUGGCGGAGGUGAGCGCGCGGUGUCAGAAUGUGGUGGCGCUAGAGGCUGUUCUGGAGGGGACUAAGGCGCCUGUGCACCCGCUACUGCAAGGGAAACACGCGGAGCAAGCGAGCGGGAAUCUGCUGCAGCCGCUGCUGGCGUACCUAGAAACGGGGUCGCUGGCGAGUUACUUUUGGCGGACCAUGGCUGGCAGUAUGGCGCCGAGGGUGCAGGAGAUUAUCUCGAAAGGGGGAGUUUCUGCACGGACACUCAAAACAAACCGGCAAACAGUGGGCGAGGCCAUCAAGGAGUGUGUGGCACGGGGGAGUCAGCUACCAAGUGCGGUUGCUGCGGCCGCGAAGGGGCAGGGGAGAGGCACCGAGGUUGACUCUAGUGGGAAACAUUGGGAGCGGGAGGUGGCUGUCAUGGUGGGGAGUAUUGUCAACAACCUUGGGAGGUGA